AUGAAGAAGCUGAGGGAGAGUUGGUGCACUCAGAAGACCAUCUCAUUGCUGAGCCCCCUGGGGAAGAUCCAAGUCAGUGGAUGUGAGAAUGGUGUGCACACCAUCCGGAUCCUAAUGGAUGUCGCACCUGCUGAAAGGAGCUGUGCGGGCCCCCUGAGCUGCUGUGUGGUCGACGAUAGCCCCAGCGAAACGAGCCCCGAGUUGCAGUGCUGCGUCCAAUGGCUGCAGGCGUACUUCAGCUCGCCACGCACCAUCGGGACCCUGCCACUGCCCGCCUUACACCAUCCGGCCCUGCAAGGAGACGCCUUCACGAGCCGCGUGCUGCACACUCUGCUCAGGGACGUGAAGUUGGGCGAGACGGUGUCGUACAAGCGGCUGGCGGAGAUGGCGGGAAACCCCAGAGCGGUGCGCGCGGUGGGAGGGGCCAUGAGGAGGAACCCGGUUCCCCUCCUCAUCCCGUGCCACCGCGUCCUCCCCAGCAGCGGACAGAGCGGGGCAUACAUGGGAGGCAAGGGCAACCACCUCAAACAAUGGCUCCUCACCCACGAGAGCCAGUGA
Knipowitschia caucasica is the source of this 558-nucleotide messenger RNA. The record is from the annotation of a GenBank genome assembly. Lineage: Eukaryota; Metazoa; Chordata; Actinopteri; Gobiiformes; Gobiidae.